Molecule: messenger RNA, 1803 nt
Organism: Botrytis fragariae
Lineage: Eukaryota; Fungi; Ascomycota; Leotiomycetes; Helotiales; Sclerotiniaceae
Exons: 2
Coding region: 1-1803 (600 amino acids)
Biological process (GO): intra-Golgi vesicle-mediated transport
Cellular component (GO): TRAPPII protein complex; trans-Golgi network
Source: RefSeq, a predicted model, not a curated record
AUGAUGGAAGAAUCGCAAGAAGAGCCAAUUCCUAGGAGCAGCUUGGAGUUUACUGAGAGCUCAAUCUUGGACACAAUCGUUCCACAGGCCAGCGAUUUGAAUAUAGAGGAGGCUUUGAGCGGGAGUGUAGAAAAGCUUGAUGAGGGCAAUGGUUCUCCAUUAGCUGCCAUUCCUCAAAGGCAAGCUCUUUUUUUUGAUGAAACGGUCAAUAUUUAUGUCGUCCUACAAACUCCCUACUUUGACGAACGAUCUCUUCGAUCCUAUCUUAACAGACUUAUAAUCAACGUGGAGGCCCAGGUUAUCAAUGCGAAUGGCGAGCAUCAAGAUAGCUCGGCGGGGCGUGAACUGAUUUACAAGGGCUCCGUGCAAGAAAACGAUGAGCCAUUGAUAGUUGUGCAAGGCUCAGACGAGACUGAUAGCGCCAAUAAUGACGGUCAUAUACUUUUGAUAUGGAAAUUAUCUGCAUUCCUUGCAAGACCGCGACUACGCUUGCAGAAUCCCUCCAUUGUCUUCGCGGCCACGGCGAAUCUCAAAGCAGCGGAACAAGUCGACACGGAUGCAUUGCGACAGGAAUAUCUCCCAAGUCAGAUCCCAUCGGGCUUGAAUCUUCUUGAGGCUUUCAGUGGUGAUGCAUAUCUAAAUGGUAUCAGGCCACGACUAUCUGCAUUGCGAGUCGCAAGAGUUGCACCGGCAGCGCAAAUCGCUCGCGACUUAGCUCGACCUUUCAAGAACAUCUCACGGCAAUCUAUUAAAGUAUAUCCAGCUAUAAAUGCCCGUGUGCGAUAUUCCAGACCAAGUAGUACGCCGAACAAUACUUCAGUCAUAGCUUCGCUGGAUAUUGAUAUUACUUCGUUUGUGAAUUGUGACAUUAUACUCACAGAUAUACAGUUGAAGGUGCACGGCGGACAGGUACAAGAUUUAAGUCAAAUCCCUGGGCUAGCGCUUCCAAUUACAUGUCGACCUCAAGACGAUAUUAGCUUCCUUUAUCGGAUAUUGCCUGAUGACAUUGAUGUUACUAAUAAGUCUCAAAUUCGAGCCAUCGAUAUAUCUAUCACCGCCAAUGCCAAUGUCACUACUGUCUGUAAGCCACAGAUUGUGAUGCAAUGGUCUACAUCCCUGGACUUUACACCUCCUAUUAAUAAUGGCUUUGGUCAACCUACGAAACCUAUUCAACGUCCUCACAGACCCUCUGCGCUGUCUAUCGGCGCAACGUUUGACAGCAUUCCAACGAUUUCCUCUCUAGCAAUUAAUCAUCCCGAUGCUCUUCCAACAAUCGAAGCGACCACUCCAACACGCCCACAUCAUCGUCAUCAAAAUUCUGUCCCAGAUUUUGGCGUUACCAUGACAUUUUCCUCUCCAUCUACAUCUCCUAUCUACCCAGGUCACCCUUUCAUCUGGUCAAUCUUCAUAGUGAAUCGAUCUGAUAGACCUCGGAAGCUUGCUCUUCUUGUAUUACCAAAAAGACGUCGAACUGAAGCUCGUAUAACACGCCCUCCUUCGGCUGGUCAUGGCAGCGCACGUCGAGAUCCAAAAGUUGCGGAUGCUGUUCUCGACGAAAAUAUAAUAUAUGCCAUACAGCGAAAUUCGGCAAUGGAAUCCAGCGAGAUAGUCUGUCUAAGUACAGAUACUCGUGUAGGGCCACUUGCACCAUCAGCAUGUUACGAAGUUGAACUCAAAUUCAUGGCGUUAAAGGAAGGGAUUGUGGGAGUAGAAGCUGUGAGGGUGGUAGAUCUAGGAACGCAGGAGCAUGUAGAUAUCAAGGAUUUACCGACGAUCGUCGUCAAACCUGAACCAAAGGAAUAA